Cylindrotheca closterium is the source of this 1308-nucleotide messenger RNA. NCBI's taxonomy places the organism in Eukaryota, Bacillariophyta, Bacillariophyceae, Bacillariales, Bacillariaceae. The record is from the annotation of a GenBank genome assembly.
AUGACGACGACAAACUCCAAACGAUCCACUUUUCGGCCCUUUCGAAUAUUUCUGGCUAUUCUUUUGCUUCUGGUAACAACUCUGCCGGUGAUUCACUUUCAUCGAUUAGAAAAAGGUUCCAUUAAUCUUAAUGGAGGCUUCAUAGCCACACAUAUCGGUAGUGACCCUCUUCCACCGAUCCACGUGCAGUCAUCCUCUAAAUCAUCCAGCUUUACGCCCGGCGACCCACGAUUUGUACUGGGAAUAAUGAGCCAUGAUCAAUACAAGCAAGAAAUUGACCGACGAGCUACCAUUCGGAGUACCUACCUUUCCUUCUUUUCCAAAUACGAAGCUUCCAUAAGCCCAAACCGAAUUUGUGCACUCAAGGAUCUAAUAUUGGAGGCGAAUAACAGUAACAACGAUAGUGUUCGAAUGAUGGAUGAUUCAAAAAUUCUAUGGAAUCAGUGUCAGCUGGCGUAUACGUUUGUAGUGGGAGGUGCAACGACAGUGGACAAUAACCCAAGUUGGAAUCGGACGGAACUAUUGGAGCCCACAGUCUCGUCCGAACUAUUGACGAGGACACUUCAUUCGGAAUCGGAUGUGAUAUCCUUGAAUAUUCAGGAGAAUGGCAAAUUUGGCAAGUCACCCACUUGGUUUCGAUAUGCCACUUUGCUAUUGAAAGAAUUUAGUGAAAAACACGACCAGCAACAGGACGAUGGAAGCGAGAACAAUUUUCUCCCAUUUGACUACAUUAUCAAAACGGACAGUGAUACGUUGAUUAUUCCCAAACGAUUCUUUAAGUGGGUAGAAGAGCAAGAGCAAAGAAAAGGAUUAAAAAACCAGACAUCAACAGUGGUCGACAGCGACACUCCACAAACCCUGGAAUCAUUAUCCUUAAAAUCGCAAGUCGUACGACAAGCCAUCUAUGGAGGGAGUGCCUUUGACAAGCAAAUGUGUGGCUUUCCAUCACACGAACAUUGUGCCCUGCUCCAAACACCUGUUUUUAUGGGCGGUGCCUUGUACUUUGUGAGCAUCGAUUUGGCAGACUACAUUUCUUCGCACCGUUGUCCCCGAACCGAGCUAUUCAUUCCCCACGAGGACAUGACGAUGGGCAAUUAUGUUCAUUCCUACGAAGCCUACUCGUUGCAGCAGGAGUAUGUCACGCCCCGUAAGGUGGUGCGCAUGUCUUAUCCCAAAGCCUAUUUGAGCAUUUGGAUUCAUCCUGUCAAAAAUCCCAAGCACAUGAAGGGCAAGUGGAGAAAGUACAUUGCGCAGUAUAAGAAGAGAAAAAGAACAACAAAAGAAGCAAGAACAAUCCAAGGACGAUGA